AUGACUAAUGAAUUAUCAAAAGAAAAUUUCUAUUUAAAAAAAGUUUUUAAAUGUACAGACAAAAAAAUAAAAAUAUUUAAAUCUUAUUUAAAAAAUAAACUAAAAAUUAAUUCUUAUACACUUGGUGAAUUUUCUCUUAAAUAUGAUGAGAAGUUUCAGAAAAAAUUUUUAUCAAGUAUUCUAAAAAAUCAUGUAAUUUCUAAAAAGAAGAAAGAUAAGCUAUUUAUUAUAAAUGAAAUAAUCUUAAAUAAAGAUUUUUUUCAGGAUGAUUUUUACUUUCAAUAUUUUCUAAAAAAUGUGUUGUUGAUGGAAGAUUUAUUAUUAAGAAAACUCGAAAAUAAUUUAACUGAUGAUAUUUUUUUUAAAGAAAAAGAAAAUAAUUCAAUAACUAAUUGGAAGGAGUGCUAUAGUGAAAUAAAAAAAAAAUUAAAUGAAAAAGGCCUAGAUGAAAAAAGUAAAAUUUUCAAUAAUUCUAUUUUAUUAUUUAAUUCAACUAAAUAUUCUUAUGAAGAUAAAAAUUGUUGUGACUUUUUUUAUGGUUUAAAAUUAUGGGAUAUUUUCUUUAACUAUGUUUCUUUUGAUUUUUUAAAUUAUUUAUUGUCUAAUACUCUUAUUUUUAUAUCUGAUUUCCUUUUUGAUAAUUCUAAUAAAAAAUUUUCUCUUCAAAAUUCUUUUUUUAUAAUUGUCAGUCAAAUAGAGUUAAAAUACAAAGAUAGCAAAGAAAUUGAAAAUAAAAAUUUUUCAAAGAAAAAAAAAUUAUUUUAUGACACAAAACAGUUGCAAAUAAUUUUCCAAAAAAAAAAUAUAAAAGAAAGCAUUGAUAAAACAAACAAAGAAGAAGAACGGAAUAUAAAAAAAGAUAUUAUAAUUAAAGAGGAAGAAGGUCAAAAUAUAAAUGUAAAUGCAAGAAAAGGUAUAAAUGAAGAUGAACAAAAAAAAAAAAAAAAUUGCAUUAUAAAAGAAGAUAAAAUUAAAUAUGAGGUAGAUAAAAAGAUAAAUAUAAAUGUAAAAAAGGAUUUAAGUAUAAAUAAAAAUAAAAAACACAAAUGUAAUAUAAAAGAAAGUUUAAUUAAAUAUGAAAACGAUAAUAAGACAAAUUUAUGCUCUUACAAAAUCCUUUUAAAUAAAAGGAAUAUUAAAAAAAAUCUUAAAGAAACAAAUAUGCUUCGUAAUUGCAAAAAAGAAAAAAUAAUUUAUAGUGCAACUGAUAAAAAAGUAAAAAAAAAAAAGCACAAAAGAACAAUAGAUAAAAAAUAUAAAUAUUUAUUAAAAAAGAAAAAAAGAGAAUAUAAAAUUAAUGAUUCUCAUACAUAUGUAAAACUUUUAUAUUUGCUUCAGUGUAGUGGACGAAUAUUAAAAAAUGAAGUUUUAAAAGAAAUUCAAGAAAUUCAAAUAGAAGCAAAUGAAUUAAAGAAGAAGAAUAAUGAAAGUAAUGUAAUCAAAAAAAAAGAAUUAAAAAUAAAAAAAAAGAAAUAUGAUGACAAAGAAAAAAAAAAAAUUAUUUUACCACAGAUAAAAUUUUUUUAUAGUGAUAAAAAACAAAAUGAAGAAUUUUACAAGGAUAAAAAAUAUAAUAAUAAAAAAUAUACAAAUGAUAAAAAGGGGUGGAAUAAAAUAAUAAUAAAUAGAAACAAUAUAUUACAGCAUAAUACUACAAAUAAAUAUAAAAAUUUUUUAUUUAAUGAACAUAUUAUCUUUGAUAAAAUAGAAAAAACAUCUUUAUUUACUUACCAUUUACUGAAUUAUAUUUUUAAAUCAGAUCAAAAAUAUUUUUAUCAUAACAAUUUUAUAGAUGAAUAUAAGCAAAAAAUUUCUAAACAAAUUAAAUGUUUUACAAAAAAAAAUGAUAUUUCAUCCAUCAUAUCAAAAAAAGAAAAUAUUUUAUUAGACAUAGAAAAAAAAGAUAAAAUUCAAAAGCAUGGAAUAAAGAAAAAUGAUAAACAUGAAAAUAUAUGGUCGCGUUUGAAAAAAACAAAAAUACUUAAAUAUGUGUAUACCUAUUUUGAAGAAUUUAUAAAUAAUGUAAGAAAUACAAAGUUUCAAAAAGUAUACAAUAAAUUUUUUCCAAAAAAAUAUACUAUAAAUAGAAUUGCAAAAAUUUUUAAGAUAAUAAAAUUAAAUAUAAUAAAGAAAUAUCGUAUUAUAAAUAUAAGAAAAAAUAGAAAGUUUAUUAAACAAAAAACUUAUGAUUUUUUUUUUAAAAAUUAUGAUUUUCUUUCUUUUUCUUUCAAAACAUAUAAGGUUAUUAAUUUUAUGGUUUAUAUAACUAAAAAAUGUAUACCUGUCAAGCUAUUAGGAAGAAAGCAUAAUUUCAAAGUUUUCUUAAAAAAUGUCAAAAAGUUUUUAUUAUUUCAUUUUAAGGAGAGUUUUUCAAUGGAUCAAGUAAUGAAGAAUAUUAAAGUAAAAAACAUUUUUCAAAAAGAAAUAAAUAAGUAUAAAUAUCAUAAUACAAAUGAAUACUCAAAAGAAUUAAAAAAUAUAAAUAGGUUUCAAAAUGUUUUUAAAUCUAUAGGUAACGAAAAUAAUUUAAAUUAUAUAAAAUAUGUAAAAUUAAACGGAAAAAUCCAUUAUUAUAGAAAUUCUACUCCUUUUGAUAAAUUAAAAAGACAAUAUUUUAAUAAAGUUAAAAAAAUUAACACAUCAAUUCAAAAAAGACAUUUAAUGAAUAGAUUAAUAUAUUUUCUAUUUAAUUAUUUUAUUAUGCCUAUAAUUAGGAAAUUUUUUUUUCUUACUAAAUCUGAACAGACGGUUCACAAAACUAUAUACUUUGAUAGGAAACUAUGGAAUUAUUUUACAAAAAUUUCCAAUUUUUCUUUAUAUCACCAAAAUUUUGGAAGUAAGAAAAUAAAAAAAAAAGAAGAAAAUACAUCAGAAUUAAAAAAAAAAAAAAAAAAAGGCAAAAAAGUUAUAGUUAAUCAAAGAAAGAAAAUUAACAAAAAUAUAAAAAAAGGAGUAAAUAAUAAAAAAAAAAUACAAAAAAGGAAAAUAAAAUCAAUUUAUAAUAUCAGCAAGAGAAACAAUAAAAUUAAAAGUGAAAUAUUCAAUCAAGUAAAUGAAGUAAAAAGAAAUCAAACAAAUAAUAAAAAAAAUAAUGAAAUUAAAGUAUUAAACAAUUAUUCCAAGCAAAUAAAUGAUAAAUUACAUAAAAGUAUUGAUAAUUUAUAUAAUAUGAGAGUGCUUAAUAAAAAAAAUGUCAGACCAUAUUUAAAUAAAUUUUAUUAUAAAAUAAGAAAAAAAUACUUUUCAUUAAAAAAAAAAUAUAUCAUUUAUAGGAUGAAGUGCAAAUUAAAACCCAAAUCAAAAAAAGAAUUUAUAAAUUAUAUUAAUUAUGCUACUGAAAAGCAACAUAUUUUGAAUUAUAUUAGUAAAUAUUUUUUUAAAAAUAAAAAAGUAAAUUAUAUUAAAAGAUUCAUUAAAUUAAUUAAUAGAAUAAAAAAAAAGGUUAAUAAAAAAGUAUUACGAAAAAAGAUAAUAAAAGAGAAAUUGUGUAGUUCCAUUAUUCUAAGGAAAAAAUUAAAAAAAAAAAAAAAUAUACCUAAUACUCAUGAGGAACAAAAUUAUUUUAAAAACCAGAAAAUUGUGAACAAAAGAAAAGGUAUAGAUAAAAGUAAUAGAAAUGAUAAAAAAAAAAUUUAUAUAUAUAGAAUGAAAUGUAUUAUAGAAAAAAGAAACUUUUCGCUUAAAUUGAAUUCUAUUAAUAAUUUUUUUUCUAAAAAAUUAAGAAUAAAUUGGGUACCUAAAAAAAAAGGGUUAAGACCGUUGAUUAAUUUAUCAACGUUGAAUAUACCUGAAAGUGUAAAACAUAAAAUUUUAGAAAUUUUAAAAAAUAAAAAAAGUAGUGAAUUUUAUCUUCAUAAUAUUUUAAAUUAUUUAGAAAAAGAUAAAGAAAAAAAAAAAAAAAAAAAAAAAUAUAAUAGAAAGAAUUUUAAUCCUGUAUCUUUAAAUAAUAUUUGUAAUUUUUCUUUGAAAUGUUUAGGCAAUAUUAGACAUAAUAAAAGUUCCUUAUUUAAAAAUACUAUAACAAAAACAAAUGAAAUAGAAAUGAAAUUACAAAAAUGGUUGAAUUAUAUAAAAAAUUAUCUUUAUCGCAAAAAAAAAACAAAAAAAUUUAUAAAAAAUAAAUUAAAAAAUAAUAAAAGAAUUUAUGCAUAUAUAUGUGUAGGUGAUUUUUCUAACUGUUACGAACAUAUAAAUCAUAAUUACUUAUUUAAAAUUUUAAAAUCAUUUUUUGAAGGCAUAUCAAAUUUUGAAUUUAUAUAUUUAUUUAAAAGAUCAUUCCGAUUAUUUAAUAAACAUUUAAAUAAUUCAUUGUUAUCAUAUUAUCCAGUUAAUGUAGAAAAAUUUGGUAUUCAUUAUAUAAAUAAUCUAAGGGAUUUAAUUGUAAAAUCAAAUAAAAAUUUGAUGCUUAAUUUUUUAUUAAAGCAAUUAUUUAAAAAUAAAUCAAUGAAUGAUUUAUAUAUAUUUGCUGAUUCAUAUAAAAGUGUUUUGGUGGAAAAAAGAGAUAUAUUUAUGACUAUUAUAACUGUUAUUAGAUAUUAUUAUCUUAACAUAUAUUUUAGCAUUAAGGAAAUAAAAUAUAAAAAAAAAAAUAUUUUUUAUUUUCAAAUUUUUAAAGAAGAAAAAAAAAGAUAUUUAUAUUUAAGUUUACGAAACUCAAGAAAAUUAGAAAAAAUAAAAAAAUUCAAUAUAAAUCAAUUAGAAAAAGAUGAUUCUCAUGAAUCUAAUAACAGAAUAAAUAAGAAAUGUGAUAAUGAUACUUUGAGUAAAACUAAAAAUUGUGAAGUAAUUAGUAGUAAUAUUAUUAAUGAUGCUUAUAUAAGCGAAAGUAAUAAUAAAAAUAACGUACAUAUUGAGAAACAUAUGAAAAGAGAAAUAUACAAACAAAAACAUAAAGAAUUAAUUAAAUUAGAAAAAAAUAAUGGUUUAAAUAAAAUAUCAUCAGAAAAACAUGUCUUAAAUUUUUUAGAUAAAAAAAUUAUUAGUAAUAUAAAUGGUUUACCACAAGGAUUUAGUUUAUCCAAUAUUUUAUGUUCCUUGUAUUAUGCUUAUUUAGAUAAAAAUGAAGAGUUUCAAAAGUUACUUUAUGCAGAUAAUAAAAACGAGAAAUAUUCGUUAAAAACAGACGGGGUAUCAAAAUACUUAAAUUUAAAUUCUUUAUUAAUUAGAUUCAUAGACGAUUUUUUAUUUAUAACCCUCAAUAAAAAAAAUAUUAGAAAAUUUAAAAAUUUGUUAUUAAAAAAAAAAAUAUGGGGAAGUAAUAUCAAUUCAUCUAAGACAAAAAUUUUUAAGUUUCCAUUGAUUUAUAAGAAUAAUUUACUAAUUAAUAAUACUAUUAGGAAGCAUAAGAAAAAUAAAAAAGUAAAGUUAAAUACUUUAAAAACUAAGAAAAUGGGAGGAUUAAAAAAAAAAGAUAACACUGAUAUAUGCUAUAAUAGGUUAAAUAGCUUAAAAUAUAGCAUAUCAUCAAAUAAUUUAUGCAAAAAAAAUGUUAAUAUUUCCGAUAAUAGGAAAUUGAAUAAUUUUAAUAAAGACACUCUAAACAAUAUAAAGAGCAAAUAUAUAAAUACAUAUAACUGUCUGCAUAAAAUUCAAAAUGUGAAAAUGAAAAAUAUUAAAAAAAAAAAAAAAAAAUUAACAUCUUUUGAAAUUGAUAGAGUAAUAAAGUUGUUAAAAAAAAAAAAAAAAAAAAAUUUUAAAAGAAAAAUGCUUCAUAAUAAAAAACUUAAAAUUAAUAAGGAUAUUAGACGAUUAAAAAAAUUAAAAAAUAUGAUAAAAAAUCAAAGAAUAGGUUCUGUUGUUUCUUUAGAAUGGCUUAAUAAUUCAUAUACAUUUGAUUUAUUAAAUAAUUCUGUUCAUAGUACAACAUAUCCAUGGAAAAAUAAAAGUGAUGCUACUAUCAGAAACCAUUUACAUUUGAACAAUAUAAUUGUUGAUAAAAACAAUAAAAAUACAUUUAUGAAAAAUUUAGUAGAAAAUAGAAUAGUUAGAAACAUUAUAUCAAAACAAAAGAAAUAUAAAACAUUAUAUAAAAAUAAGCAAAAUAUAUAUUUUUGCUAUAAAAAAAACUUUAUUUUGCUAAAAACAUCCAUAUUAAAAUUUAUAUGUUCUAUUAAAACUUUAAAGCAUAUGUUUAAUGCUUUUUAUAAUUCUAAUUAUAACACAAAAUUUAUAUUAUAUUUAAUUUCUUAUAUGAAAAGGUCAUUAAUCAAAAAUAGAAAACUUAAAUUUGUCAAGUUAUUUUUAAUUGAAACAGCUAUAGAAUCUUUUCAAUAUGCUAACAUUUAUAUGAGUAAUAAUUCUCUUUAUCCAUGUCUGAAACUUCUCAAAAAAAUUAAGAACAGGUUGAUAAGUAAAUGCAAAACAAGAUAUAAAAAGUAUCACUUACGUCAAUAUCAUAAUUUAUUUAAUUUGAUUAAAAGAGAGUUGUUUAAUUCUUGGCCUUAUAUGUUCAAAAUUAAAGAAAUUAAUACACAUAAAAGUAAAAUUUGUCAUUAG
Molecule: messenger RNA, 6495 nt
Organism: Plasmodium gallinaceum
Lineage: Eukaryota; Apicomplexa; Aconoidasida; Haemosporida; Plasmodiidae
Gene: TERT
Product: telomerase reverse transcriptase, putative
Exons: 1
Coding region: 1-6495 (2164 amino acids)
Biological process (GO): telomere maintenance via telomerase
Cellular component (GO): telomerase catalytic core complex
Molecular function (GO): telomeric repeat DNA binding; telomerase RNA binding
Source: RefSeq, a predicted model, not a curated record